AAACCCUAGAAAACUCUCAUCGCCCCCACUCCAUAGUCCACACCAUUCAAUUCAUCUUCUCUAAUUUUCGCCGCCAUUGACAAACCCGCCACUCCAUCAGCUGAAAGAAAACCGCAUCUGUUCGUCAACUAAUUUUUCCAGAUUCGCUCACUCCGCCGCCGCCUCUGUGGCUCCCUCCGCCCCUUACGCGUCGGCGUCUCGACUUCCUCGUUGAACAAGCUCUUUCUCUAGCUCAGCUACGAGCUGAACUCGAGUCUGUGGGGUGAAUCAGCUUGGCUCGAAUACAGCCCGAUAACAACUGUUUAGCUCUCUAUGUUCGUUGAUUAGCUCGAAUGAGUUUUAUUUGAGGCUGCAGCAUCCGAGAGAACAAAGCGUUCAUUUUGAGCAUAUGGGGAUGCUCAUUUGUGGGUGCGGUUUGCCAAGAUGCAUGAAGUUGAAGAACUAUACUUGCAUUGGAGGGAUUUACAUCUGAAAAGGACUGGCAAUAAUGAUCACAAAGUCCGUUGGGUGCCACAGUAUCUGUACUCAUGCUCGUCGCUUAAAGUGUUAUCGAUCCACACUUCUUACUUUAGAAUUACUGGGAAUGUGCAGUGGAAUCAUCUCAAGAGUUUAACAAUUAUCAAUGGUUUUGGGGUCACUGAAGACGUGAUUAAUCAAAUAUUGUGUGGUAGCCCUCAGUUGGAAGUCUUAAUCCUGUCUUUAGUAGAAAGUGAUGAAAGCUUGCAUAUCCGGUCUACUAGUUUGAAAGAGCUUUCGAUGAACAAGCAUUUACAUGAUGCCGACGAUGAUUCAUCUACUUAUACGGCGGAGCUGAGAAUUUGGACUCCAAAUCUUAAAACCUUAGAAAUUAAAGGAAUUCCAUAUGGCAAGUGUUUGUUGAUGAAUGUCUCAUCUUUAACUCAUGUGACUCUUGAGUAUUCUAAUCUACAUCAAUAUGAUCGAACAUAUUGUGGCGACUUUCCCGGGAUAGAUGACUUCUUAUCCUCAAACCAUUUUCUUGGAGAUUUAUUUGGUCAAAUUCUUCCAAACAUCCAACACGUUGAAAACGUCAAAUUACUGCCCUGUUGCUUCAAGGUGCUUAGAGCUAUGAUAGAGGGAUGCAUGAAUUUAUCUUCUCCUAAUGUCAAAUCCAUACAGUUCAGAUUUCAUUGUACAUUUGUAGGUAUGAUUGAGAUUUUCCCUCUUUCAAAGAAGUUAUUCAUUGAAGUUGGAGAAAGGGUCAAGUCCUAUAGUGGUGAGGCAUAUUCACUGUGGGCCUCUCGUCACUUCUACCGCGAGUUUGAACUACAUAUUCCUAUGUCCUUUAUGCUGCAGUUGAGAAUUGUUGAGGUUACUUUGGUUGAGGGUGACAUCUUAUUUCCAUUUCUAGAAUCACUGUUGAAAAACGCGAGUAAGCUAGAAAAGAUUGUGUUCCGAGUAAAAGGAUCACAAAAUUGUUUGCUUCAUGCAUCACAGAAGCUGCUGAAAAUGCCAAGAUCCUCACGAACUGCAGUGUUUUCUUUCUGUGAAUAUUGAUCUUACUAUGCUAUCUUCAAUCAUAGGUAACUACAUGGGUAAAAUGGCAGCAUUAUGCGCUUGAUAUCCUUUUGCUUCGUCCGACUAUCUGUUUCUUUCCUCUGUUUCACUUUGGGAUUAUAUUUUCAGUGAGGCAAAGCAAUUUGACACUUCUGGAUGAAGCUGAUGUUGUUUUGAUAUGUGUCUCACUUGUUAACUUCUUGAUGCUAUGAAUGCAACUAUUUAUGGAACUUAGAUUGUUAUUCAGUCUUGUCCAACUAAUGUAGUGCUUCAUAUAUUAGUUUGUAGAAUUAGAAAAUUUUGGGAAGGGCAAAUUCGACUCUCCAUGGGUUAAAUCUGGGCAAAGUAUGGCUAUAUGAGCAUGUAUAGAUCAUUUUUGCAUUUGAUAUUUAAACGAUAUUGCUAUCUAUAAACUGCAUACGAUUUCUUUUUUUAA
Messenger RNA from Salvia miltiorrhiza (redroot sage), 1951 nucleotides. Its product is annotated as F-box/LRR-repeat protein At3g26922-like. The transcript is spliced from 3 exons. Lineage: Eukaryota; Viridiplantae; Streptophyta; Magnoliopsida; Lamiales; Lamiaceae. Gene Ontology annotation, molecular function: protein binding. The record is from RefSeq and is a predicted model, not a curated record. The coding region runs from base 424 to 1515 and encodes 363 amino acids.